Molecule: messenger RNA, 2223 nt
Organism: Aspergillus alliaceus
Lineage: Eukaryota; Fungi; Ascomycota; Eurotiomycetes; Eurotiales; Aspergillaceae
Exons: 2
Coding region: 1-2223 (740 amino acids)
Source: RefSeq, a predicted model, not a curated record
AUGGAAGUCGAUAUCCUUCCAGAACUUAGCCUCUCCAGCGCCAUUCUCCAGUUCCUUGACUUUAGCUUUAAGUUAAUGUCCCUGGGUAAUGGCGAACCAGUCGACGGACUGCCUAUAACCACCGGUCUAAAUGAAAUAUACACAACGCUACACCGACUGAGGUGGGGUCUCGCGAGUCGACUUGCAAUGAAGUGGUCAAGCGAUGGUUCGAUGUCAGUUCCGGAGCUGAGACUUCAAACCACUGCGCAGUCUUGUCAAGCCCUAUGUGAACAAUUACUCGCCGUGGUCAAUGAAUUACAGCUCCAGCACAAUUCUCCCCGUGUCGCCGGUUCUUUUCGUCUAACCUUGCGAGUAGUGUGGAAGAAGAAAGAAAUUGAUAUGCUAGAAGGACGGCUGGAGGCGUACAGAAAGGAGAUGACAAUCGUACUUAGUAUUAUCCUACGACAAUCCAGUAUAGUACAUGAGCUACAAAGGCUAAAGAACCAGAAUCAGCAGAUGGAAAUGAAACAGACCCGCCGGCUCAAGGAUAUUACGAACAGCCUCAGAGAAAUUAGGGAUCAGGUAAUUAGCGCGCGGAUGGGCACAUCUACUACUAUUGAACCUCAUCAACUGGCUCAUCUGGUCUUUGCAAUAUCCGACCUAGCGCAAAGCGUAUCGUACACCAGCAACGUACAAAGAUUCCUUCGGACACUAUACUUUCGAGCGAUGAAGGACCGCCAUACGAGGAUAAAAGCUGCCCAUGAGAAGACCUUCACUUGGAUAUUUGAAACAAAAACAGGAACUAUCACCGGCUCUUCAACAAAUCUAGGGAUACAUAAUUGGCUCCGGUCAGAUAGCGGCAUAUAUUGGGUCUCUGGUAAACCAGCAUCGGGAAAGUCGACUGUGAUGAAAUAUUUAGCCACUCAUCCAGAGACCCAUGACAGUCUGAGGUUAUGGGCGGGGAAUAAGAGGUUGAUUGUCGCUAGCUACUUUUUCUGCGGCGCAGGCACCGCCAUGCAAAAGUCGCAGGCUGGUCUACUGCAAACUCUUCUCUAUGACAUAUUUAGAUACCACCCGGAUCUGAUUUGCGUUACAUGCCUGUCAAGAUGGGAAGGUGUCAAAUUCGACCAGCAGGGUGACAGCGCAUGGUGUUUAGAGGACCUACUUGAGGCACUGAACACGCUUGUUGGCCAAACCACUAUCCCAUCGAAGUUCUGCUUCUUUAUUGACGGUUUGGACGAAUAUACGGGCGAUCAUUUGGAGAUUAUCAACCUGUUCGACUCUUUAGCUCAAUCAGAAAACAUCAAAAUAUGUCUGUCAAGUCGGCCAUGGGGUAUGUUUGAAGACGCCUAUGGGGCGCGAGCUGACCAUAAAUUGUACCUCGAGAAUCUCACCCAAGACGACAUGAAGGCGUACAUACAGAGUGAAUUCAGUCUUCACCCAGAAUGGGAAUCGCUAGUACAAAAAGACUCGCGCUAUCAUGCUUUCGUUACUGAAAUCGCGGAGAGGGCUCAGGGUGUCUUCCUCUGGCUGGUUCUGGUAGUUCGCUUACUUCGUGAAGGGAUAUCUAAUGGGGACACCUUGUCCUUUCUACAGAAAAGGCUAAGAAGGAUCCCGGGCGAUCUUAACAUGUUCUUUGAAUACAUGCUAGAAUCGCUGGAUCCAAUCUACGAGACCUGUGUGUCGCAUAUAUUCACGAUCGCCUUGACGGCUCCUGAGCCCCUCCCUCUGAUGGUGUAUACCUUUGUCGAAAGUGAGCUUGAGGAUGAAAACUACGCCCUCGUAGAGGGCGCUAAGCCCCUCGGUAUGCGAGAGACUCGGCAGCAAUUGGAUCAAGCCCGCAGACAGCUCGAUGGCAGGUAUAAAGGCCUUCUACAUGUAUCUCAACGAUGGAAUGACCAGCGUGCCCUGCGUUUUCGUGUUGGGCUUUCGCAUCGAACAUUCAGGGAUUUUCUAGCGGAUGAAAUGCAGCUGCAGUUCAGCAAUAACCUUCCAAGAAACUUCGACGCACAUUUAUCUUUACUAAAGGCGUAUGUGGCAACGAUGAAAAUGGUAGCCCGGACGAAGAAGCCGGAUGACUCUAUCGAUUUCCUACAAGCCUUCCGCGACGACGCCAUGUAUUACGCUCGGCAGGUUGAACUCCGCACCAAGCGCCCUACAACCGAGUUGUUGGAUGAAAUUGCUCAUGUGCUAGAAAGAUCAUUAUCGCCAAGCAGAACAAACGCCAUGACGGAGUGCAUUUGA